AUGGUUAAUUGUUUAAAAAAAAGUGAUGAUGUACCUGAUUGUUACAAUCGAGUUCGUUAUAUUCCAGAUUCUUGUAAAUUAAAUAAAAGUAUUGAUAAGGAUGUAUCAAAAUCAUUGAAAGAAUUUUGUUUGAGUGAUGUUGCACGUUGUUAUCGUUCUCCAUAUAGAACAAAUGGUGCUUUAUCGAUUUUAAAUCAAACAAUUGAUGAUUUAAUUCAAAUACAUGAUUUUAUUGAUUCAAAAAGAAAAGAACGGCUUGAACAAUUUUAA
Molecule: messenger RNA, 270 nt
Organism: Rotaria sordida
Lineage: Eukaryota; Metazoa; Rotifera; Eurotatoria; Philodinida; Philodinidae
Source: the annotation of a GenBank genome assembly